Molecule: messenger RNA, 1138 nt
Organism: Lotus japonicus
Lineage: Eukaryota; Viridiplantae; Streptophyta; Magnoliopsida; Fabales; Fabaceae
Product: xyloglucan endotransglucosylase/hydrolase 1
Exons: 4
Coding region: 35-913 (292 amino acids)
Biological process (GO): cell wall biogenesis; xyloglucan metabolic process
Cellular component (GO): cell wall; apoplast
Molecular function (GO): hydrolase activity, hydrolyzing O-glycosyl compounds; xyloglucan:xyloglucosyl transferase activity
Source: RefSeq, a predicted model, not a curated record
UAGUUGCUUCAACUUGAACUCGAUCGUUGAGAAAAUGGGUUCUUCUUUAUGGACUCUGUGUCUGAUUCUGGCAUCACUAGCCUCCGCUGCAAUCUCUGCCACCCCCCGGAGGCCGGUGGCUGUUCCGUUCGGCCGAAACUACGUCCCCACAUGGGCUUUUGAUCACAUCAAAUACUUCAAUGGAGGUUCUGAUAUUCAACUUCUUCUUGACAAGUACACUGGCACUGGCUUCCAAUCCAAAGGUUCAUACUUGUUUGGUCACUUCAGCAUGGACAUUAAAAUGGUUCCUGAUGAUUCAGCUGGCACAGUCACUGCUUUCUAUUUAUCUUCCCAAAACUCGGAGCAUGAUGAGAUAGACUUUGAGUUCUUAGGUAACAGAACAGGACAGCCUUACAUUUUGCAAACAAAUGUGUUCACCGGAGGAAAAGGUGACAGAGAACAAAGAAUCUUUCUCUGGUUUGAUCCCACUAAAGCCUUCCACAGAUACUCUGUUCUCUGGAAUCUGUAUCAGAUUGUGUUCUUUGUGGACAAUAUCCCAAUCAGGGUGUUCAAGAACAGCAAGGACUUGGGUGUGAAAUUCCCAUUUGACCAGCCAAUGAAGAUCUACAACAGUUUGUGGAAUGCAGAUGAUUGGGCCACAAGGGGUGGUUUGGAGAAAACAAAUUGGUCCAAAGCUCCAUUUUUAGCUUCUUACAAAGGGUUCCACAUUGAUGGGUGUGAGGCCUCUGUGAAUGCCAAGUUCUGUAACACACAGGGAAAGAGAUGGUGGGACCAGCCGGAGUUCCGCGACCUUGACGCGGCACAGUGGCGGAGGCUCAGGUGGGUGCGUAGGAAAUACACCAUCUACAACUACUGCAAUGAUAGGCAACGCUUCCCACAACGUGCCCCUGAAUGCAGCAGAAACCGUGACUAGAAUUUUAAAUUUAAUUAAUUUCAUAUGCUACAUAUAUAUUUAUUUUUAUUAUUGCUGUACCAUAAGUUUUCUCCUUAUUGUAUGAAUCAUUUAUCGUAAAUUUGUAUCAUUAUAUAUUUUAUUGCUUAAGCUAUUUGAUUAAAUGAUUAUGGAAGGGGAGGUUGAACACAGAUGAGCCUCCAUUUAUAUAUCUGUAUUUUUAAUUAUUAUUAUUCUUAUUCCUAA